This is a messenger RNA of Lactuca sativa (garden lettuce), 1048 nucleotides long. RefSeq names its product cyclin-dependent kinase inhibitor 7. Gene Ontology annotation, cellular component: nucleus. Lineage: Eukaryota; Viridiplantae; Streptophyta; Magnoliopsida; Asterales; Asteraceae. The record is from RefSeq and is a predicted model, not a curated record. Gene Ontology annotation, molecular function: cyclin-dependent protein serine/threonine kinase inhibitor activity. Gene Ontology annotation, biological process: negative regulation of cyclin-dependent protein serine/threonine kinase activity.
ACGGAAUCCCUGCCAUUAGCAUCGUCGUCGUCAUCAUCGCCUCCACUUUCUCUCUCUCUCUCUCUCAUCUCUGAAACGAACAAAACAGAAAAAUCACAGAAGAAGAUAUUAUUCUUCAUUGAAGAACUAAUCAAUUGAGGUACGUACAACAUGAUUUGACAUCGGGAUAUAUAAUACAGCGAUAUGGAUGUGUAUAUGUGAAUGGGGAAGUAUACAAGGAAGUGUAGUGAUCAAGGUUGUGAGAAUAUUUCGGUAAUGGAGGUUGCACCGGCGGGAGUAAGGACUAGAGGAAGAGCUAUGGCGACGGCGGAGGAGGAAGCGGUUGAUAAUUCUGGAUCAGCGAAGAGGAUGAAGGUCGUCGGAAAUGGAGAAUUGAGGUUGUCUUCUUCGCGAAUUACAGAUAGUGACGGUGGAGAUGUGAUUACUACAUUGAAGAAUUACGGUGAUUCCGCCGUGGAGGAAUUGAGAGAUUUUUCCGGUGAUAUUCCGGCGUCUUGUUGUUCGAGUAACGGAUCAGUUACGGAGAUAUUGAAAAGUGCAGAUCUGGAGGAGAGAACUGGAGUUGAAACAACUAUGACAUACAAAAUGAACAGAAGAGAAAGCACACAAACAAGCGACCUCAAGGCGGAAUCCGGCGAACUACACUCAACAAAUACAUCAAAACCGUCGGUGGUGAUCGAUUCUCGCCGGAAAACACCACCAGCAGCUGAACUUGAAGAAUUCUUCGCUAAAGCAGAAGAAAACCUCCAUAAACAUUUCAAAGACAAGUAUAAUUACGACAUUGUAAAUGACGUUCCAUUGAAAGGUCGUUUCGAAUGGGUUGAACUAAAGCCAUGAAGACGAAGAAGAAGAAGAUGAUUACAAAACCUAAUUGAUGUAAAAAAAAAAAAAAAAAAAAAAAAAAAACAAAAUUGUUUCUAAAAUUUAGAAACAGAAGUGAAAAGUACAGUAGUACCAGAGUACGUAGUGCAUUUUAAUUGAAUCGAGAUGUUUAAAAUUUGUAGUUGCAUUCGCAGUAUAAUUAAUCGAUGAUGGGGUUCAUGAAUUC